UUACUUCAGCUGUGCAGGGACUCGUGUUGUUGGGGUAGUUGUGGCCGGUAGUUUUGGGAUGUUCGGGUCUUCGCCGUUUCGCCAAGUUGCUUCGUGAGGGACGGCUGCCUUGUUUUUUUUACUUCUCGGCGUUUAGAAAGCGAGGAUGCCGCUCGAGUUGGAGUUGUGAAGGCAAAGAAAGGCCAGUAGAGGACUGUGUGGAAAAUUAGCGUUAAGGUUACAGCGGCAUGGAGUUCCCGCAACACCCGAAGCCGGCGGCGGACGGCAAGAUUAUUUACCCGCUCGGAGUGAAGGAGAUCACGGACAAAAUCAGCAACGAUGAAGUGGUCAAGCGGUUAAAGUUGGUGGUGAAAACGUAUAUGGAUAUGGAUCAGGACUCUGAGGAGGAAAAGCAGCAGUACCUGGCUCUUGCACUACACCUGGCCUCAGAAUUCUUCCUGCGCAACCCCAAUAAAGAUGUUCGGUUGCUCGUGGCCUGCUGCCUUGCAGAUAUCUUCAGGAUCUACGCCCCUGAAGCUCCAUACACCUCUCACGAUAAACUCAAGGAAAUUUUUUUGUUCAUCACUCGUCAGCUGAAGGGUUUGGAGGACACUAAGAGUCCCCAGUUCAACAGAUACUUCUACCUUCUGGAGAAUCUGGCAUGGGUGAAGUCGUAUAAUAUAUGCUUUGAGCUCGAGGACUGUAACGAGAUCUUUAUUCAGCUCUUCAAAACUCUCUUCUCUGUCAUCAAUAACAGCCAUAACCAGAAGGUGCAGAUGCACAUGCUUGACCUGAUGAGCUCCAUCAUCAUGGAAGGUGAUGGAGUAACCCAAGAGCUGCUGGACACCAUCCUGAUUAACCUCAUCCCUGCACACAAGAACCUGAAUAAACAAGCAUAUGACUUGGCCAAGAUGUUGCUGAAGAGGACUGUACAGACCAUUGAAACGUGCAUUGCCUCAUUCUUUAAUCAGGUGUUGGUGAUGGGUAAGUCCUCUGUGAGUGAUCUGUCUGAACAUGUAUUUGACCUCAUACAAGAGCUGUUUGCCAUCGACCCCCUGUUGCUGGUGUCCGUCAUGCCACAGCUUGAGUUUAAGUUGAAGAGCAAUGAUGGAGAGGAGCGUUUAGCUGUUGUAAAGCUAUUGGCUAAACUCUUCGGUGCAAAAGAUUCAGAACUGGCCACCCAAAACCGCCCGCUCUGGCAAUGCUUUCUGGGAAGGUUUAAUGAUAUCCAUGUGCCUGUGAGACUGGAGUGUGUGAAGUUUGCCAGCCACUGCCUCAUGAACCAUCCAGACUUGGCUAAGGACCUUACAGAGUACUUGAAGGUACGGUCACAUGACCCUGAAGAGGCAAUCCGUCAUGAUGUCAUUGUGACUAUCAUCAAUGCUGGGAAGAAGGACCUGAACCUGGUUAACGACCAGCUGCUGGGCUUCGUCCGAGAGAGAAUGCUGGACAAGAGGUGGCGUGUUCGUAAAGAAGCGAUGAUGGGUUUGGCACAGCUGUAUAAGAAGUACUGCCUGCACCAUGAGGCUGGCAAAGAAUCGGCUCAGAAAAUCAGCUGGAUCAAAGACAAACUGCUGCACAUAUACUACCAGAACAGCAUUGAUGACAAGCUGCUGGUGGAAAAGAUCUUUGCGCAGUUUAUGGUUCCUCACAGUUUGGAGACUGAGGAGAAGAUGAAGUGUUUAUAUUACCUUUACGCCUGCCUGGACACCAACGCCGUCAAAGCUCUGAAUGAGAUGUGGAAGUGUCAGAACAUGCUGAGAGGACUCGUGAGGGAACUUCUGGACCUGCACAAGCUGCCCACGUCUGAAGCAAACACAGCAGCCAUGUUUGGAAAGCUCAUGACCAUUGCCAAGAAUCUGCCUGACCCAGGGAAAGCUCAGGACUUCAUGAAGAAAUUUAAUCAGGUUUUGGGUGAAGAUGAGAAGCUGCGUCUGCAGCUGGAGCAGCUCAUCAGCCCAACCUGCUCCUGCAAACAAGCCGAGCAGUGUGUGAGAGAGAUAACACGCAAGCUGACCUACCCCAAGCAACCUACAAACCCCUUCCUGGAGAUGGUUAAGUUUCUGCUGGAGAGAAUUGCACCAGUUCACAUUGACUCUGAGGCCAUCAGUGCCCUGGUAAAGCUUUUAAAUAAGUCCAUCGAGGGCACUGCUGAUGAUGAAGAUGAGGGAGUUACUCCUGACACUGCCAUUCGUGCUGGACUGGAACUACUCAAGGUUUUGUCGUUCACUCACCCCACAUCAUUCCACUCCGCUGAGACCUACGAGUCUCUUCUGCAGUGUCUUAAAAUGGAGGAUGAUAAGGUGGCAGAGGCUGCGAUUCAAAUCUUCAGAAACACAGGCCAGAAGAUUGAGAGCGAGCUGCCACAGAUCAGAUCGACUCUUAUUCCCAUACUUCACCAGAAAGCCAAGAGAGGGACCCCACACCAAGCCAAACAGGCAGUGCACUGCAUCCAUGCGAUUUUCCACAACAAAGAAGUCCAGCUGGCUCAGAUAUUUGAGCCGUUGUCUCGCAGUCUGAACGCCGAUGUCCCGGAGCAGCUGAUCACUCCUCUGGUCUCUUUGGGUCAUAUCUCCAUGCUGGCUCCAGAUCAGUUUGCCUCACCCAUGAAGUCCAUUGUAGCCAACUUCAUUGUAAAAGAUCUGCUGAUGAACGACAGAUCUGUGGGCAGUAAGAACGGCAGACUGUGGACUACUGAUGAUGAAGUUUCCCCUGAAGUGUUGGCAAAGGUUCAAGCCAUUAAACUGCUGGUACGAUGGUUGUUAGGGAUGAAAAAUAACCAGUCUAAAUCGGCUAACUCCACUCUCAGACUGCUCUCUGCCAUGCUGGUCAGCGAGGGAGACCUAACGGAACAGAAAAAGAUCUGCAAGUCAGAUAUGUCUCGGCUAAGACUGGCAGCAGGCAGCGCCAUAUUGAAACUGGCACAGGAGCCCUGCUACCACGACAUUAUCACACCAGAACAGUUCCAGCUCUGUGGACUUGUCAUUAAUGACGAGUGUUACCAGGUUCGUCAAAUAUUUGCUCAGAAGCUACACAUGGCACUGGUGAAGUUGCUGUUGCCCCUGGAGUAUAUGGCUGUGUUUGCCCUGUGCGCUAAAGACCCAGUUAAAGAGAGACGUGCCCAUGCCAGACAGUGCCUGCUGAAGAACAUCAGUGUCCGUAGGGAAUACAUCAAACAAAAUCCCAUGGCACAGGAGAAGCUUCUGUCCCUUUUGCCGGAGUAUGUGGUGCCAUACAUGAUCCACUUGCUGGCACAUGACCCAGACUUCACAAAACCACAGGACUUCGAACAGCUCAGAGACAUCAAAGAGUGUUUGUGGUUCAUGUUGGAGGUGCUGAUGACGAAGAAUGAGAAUAACAGUCAUUCCUUCCUAAGGAAGAUGGUGGAGAACAUCAAACAGACAAAAGAUGCUCAAGCACCUGAUGAUCCAAAGGCCAAUGAGAAACUGUACAUCGUUUGUGACGUGGCGUUGUUUGUCAUCACAAAUAAGAGUACUUCUUGUCACUUGGACUCACCCAAAGACCCGGUGCUCCCCAUUAAGUUCUUCACUCCACCUGAUAAGGACUUCAUCAAUGAUAAGGACUAUCUCUCUGCUGAGGCCAGAACUGUCCUGCUGACUGGAAAAAUUCAGCAACAGCCAAAGCAGACAGGAGUGCUGGGAGCAGUGAACAAGCCUUUAGUGGUCACAACAGUACGCAGACCAUAUACUAAAUCCACGGUUUCCAACACCGGAAGCAACGCCAGCACCAACUCCCAGCCCGUUUCUCCAGCUACUCCUAAGAACAAGGACGUUAGUUCUCAUGCAUCAGAAGCGGGAGCGAGAGAGAAUGAAGAGAAUCCACAGAUUGUCAAAGCGGAUGGUGUAAAGAAGGAGGAAGAAACAACACCAGCUCAGGCCAGCGGGAGAAAGCGAAGCGCUCCAGCGAGCGACGGAACCGAGAACAGCGUGGCCGUGAACCCCGUGGGAGCAUCACCGACCCCUCCGAACAAACCUCGCCGAGGCAGACCCCCAAAAAACCCAGCAGCAGCAGCCAACAAAGAGAAAGAGGUCACAACUACACCCGGGAGUGGAGCUGGGCGGGGCAGGAAGAGGGCGACACCCUCCCAGGAUCCUACGUCUACAGCCUCAGCUGAACCAAUCAGUGGCAAGAUACCAAAACAACAGAAAGAAACAGAUUCCAAGCGGGCAGGACAACAGAGGCAGAUCGACCUGCAAAGGUAAAGCGACGGCCCACAAAAGUCCGACUGUACAGCCUCGCUGCCCAACAGAUGCCCCAUUUACACACACAAACGCUCUUUUGAUUCUGAUGUGAACUCUACACACACACAAUUCUACACACACAUACUUGAAAACAGAAGUGUGAGUGCGCGCACAUCGGCACACCACCUGAACUAUACUACAACCCUCACCUUUAGACCAAUGAGGAUUGAGACGUUUCGGUUCUGUUGAGCGUUACAAUACCUAGACACAACACUGUUCCCUCUUACGAUGUUUAAUUUCUUCUUUACCACUGUCUGGAGCCAUUUUUAAAAAUGAGUAUUUGGAAGUAAAAAAGACAGUUUUAAUCUAAUUAUACCAUUGCUUAUUAAAUGCCUGGAAAGAUUCGGUGUUUCCUGUGCAUUCUCUCCUGCUCUGCCAGACGUUUCUCCCAGUCCGUCGGGUCUGUUCUGUGAGACACAAAUGUGUUUCAGUGAUGGGGAACAUGUUUAAUGGUUACUGUAAUAACAUUUUUAGACCUGCAUCCAAUAUUUUAUCACCGGGGAAAGAAACGGACCCGGUGUGAGGUCAGCAGAUGAUCCCGUCGCAUUCUGAAAGCCCAGAUCUGUAUAUGAAGUUUGAAUCUAUGCGCUCUUGUUGCAGAUGUGGCAUUUCUGUACUUGUGUAUGUGGUUUUAGGUUCAAAGCAGUAGGCAAGUUCUUCAUGUUUCUUCGACUGCAUUGUACGCAAGUUCAGAACUUGUAGUUAAAUACCUUGAUUUAAUCAAAAGCCUGGCAGAGGAAAGAUUUGCCUUUUUUAUCGUGUUUUGUACAAAGCAUAAAAAUGCCAGAAUUGGGCUUCUCGCGCUUCCUCCUCUGGGUUCAGAGGAGCGAGUGAUGCUGUCGAAUUUUUUAUACAGACGAUUCAUUUUGAACUGAGAAAAUGUUCAGAUGCAGCAGCUAUUGUACUGCAUUCAAAAAAAAAAUUUAAUGAUUUGAAAUUGUUUAUGGUUUUUUCUUUUCUACUGUUUUACAUUAUUUUAGGAUGGGUCUGUUUUAUCUUUAGUCUGACUUCAAUUCUUUGUCCGUUUAAAAAAAAAACAACAAAAAAUUACACACCUUUUCAUUUUCAAGCAUUUUUUAUUCAAAGAAAUGAUAGUUUCACAAUAAAUAACCAUGCUUGUACAGAUUGCUUAGAUUUUUUGACUUUUUUUCCACUUCCUAACAGAGAACAGAUGCCCCCCCCUCCCCUCCCCCUUUUAGCUGUUUCUUCGUGCAAUAUUGAACAUGGUCAUUACUACAGGAAGACAGACUUGUAUUUAUUUAUUUUUUUGUGUCGUUUUCAUUUUCAUACAAAACAGAAACCAAGCCAUCGAUGGUGCACUGAGUAGAUGGCCAAUACUUAAAGAAAGGGACUUGGCAUUAUGUACACGUGAAGGGAAGUUUUGUGUGCAUUUCUGUUCACGCCAGAGCAGAACUGGUUCAGGUGGUUGGGUCGGCGUGUUGGAUCCUACUGGAUGUUAGGAUUUAAAGAUGGGGUGAGGAUUAGACAUUCCAUUGCAGCACAUUCAGUGUGUAGAUAUAAUCUUUUCUUUGAAAUGAUCAACCAAAUCAUCGUACUGACCAUCAUUCCUACUGUUGGAUUCAAACCCCCCCAUUUACGGAAAUGAGAGAAAAUAAAUCUGGCUUCUGAACAAUUCCGCAAGAUAAAAUGGCUUCAGAUUCUCACUGAAGCCUCAUUUCACAUUUGUUGGCAUUAAAUAGAUGCUGAAAAAUGUUGACACGGGUGCGACGCCGGAUUCAGUCCGAAAACACCUCUAACAUUAUUUAGAUCAAACAAAAAAAUGCAACCUGAUUCACUCAGAGGUGAACAUUUUCACAAGAAAGUUAAUUGUGUUAUAAUGAAAGUUUUAUACUCCCAGUUCCAGGACAACAAAAAAUUCAGAAAUCAAAAUAUUACUGUUUAUUCCGUAUCACACCACGUCAUCUGGCCCGUGUAGGCUUACGUGUAAAUGUUUUAGUAUUUAGGAAAGGCUGUUUUAAGUCAUCUGAUUCUUGCCUCCCGACUAAAUCCAUGAAACUUAGAAAAACUAAACACUCCCAUCAUCUCCAUCCUGAAUGUACACACAGCUUUAACACACCUAUUUACACACUAUAGCAGGCUUUCUCAUGGAGCAUCUGAAGUGGCAGUCAUACAGGCUUCCCCUCAUUUUGGUUCUUUCUAGAAAAUGGACCACAAUCAUGAGAGAAGGGUGGAGGAGGCCGUCGUAUGGCUUUUCACAAAGACCGCAGAGUCGUACGGAGGCAGGGUCGGGAUCGCUUCGUAAUCGUCAGGCUCUUAAUUUGGCUCUAGCUGCUUGAAUGAUUUGCAUUAGCACUGGGAAUAGAACACUUCCUUUACUGAGAUGCCUCCGUGACACACACACACACACACGUUCUAGUUCGGAGUGGACGUUAAAACCCGGAGCGGACCGGGCCGAUCUUAUUCUUUUACGUUGAGCUGAUCUCGAUACAUGCUGUGAUGUUUUUUAAAAAGAAAAAAAGAAAA
Molecule: messenger RNA, 6725 nt
Organism: Hemibagrus wyckioides
Lineage: Eukaryota; Metazoa; Chordata; Actinopteri; Siluriformes; Bagridae
Gene: pds5a
Product: PDS5 cohesin associated factor A
Exons: 33
Coding region: 228-4202 (1324 amino acids)
Biological process (GO): DNA repair; mitotic sister chromatid cohesion
Cellular component (GO): chromatin; nucleus
Source: RefSeq, a predicted model, not a curated record